Messenger RNA from Pieris brassicae (large cabbage white), 1207 nucleotides. RefSeq names its product low density lipoprotein receptor adapter protein 1-A-like. Bases 80 to 721 code for a protein of 213 amino acids. The record is from RefSeq and is a predicted model, not a curated record. Lineage: Eukaryota; Metazoa; Arthropoda; Insecta; Lepidoptera; Pieridae. The transcript is spliced from 6 exons.
GUUAACACAGCUUUAUCAUCAGUCAUCUGGGAACCGCGCGCGGGAAAAGUAGCCCGCUGUCAAAGGCAUUAUAUUCGAUAUGGCAACUAUUUUACGAAGGAUAUGGAAGAACCAUUCAAAGCACAAAAAACUUUCUGAAGAAUGGGCACUUGCUGAAUGCGAAGGAGAAGGCUGGUGGCGUGAAACACACAACGGUCGUGCUCAAAGUGACGUGAGAUACGCCGGCGUUGCUCCGGUUGAGCGCGCCGCGUCCGCUCCCGCCACCGCCCUCGCUGUCCGCUCUGCUUUACAUACCGCUAAGACUGGAAAUCUAAAACUACCCAAGGUGAAUGUGGAUAUCAGUUCAAAAGGGAUCAUCGUGUCGGAUGCUGAGUCACAAGAAAAUGUACUAAGUGUAUCAAUAUACAGGAUUUCCUAUUGUUCUGCGGACGCCGCCAAUGCCCGCGUUUUCGCUGUGGUCGAAGGCAAAACUGCUGGCGCGAAUGAGACGCAUGUUGUGCAUGUAUUCGUUUGUGCUAGACGGAGACAGGCAAGGGCUCUUGCCCUCUCUCUCGCACAUGCAUUUAAUGACGCCUAUCAGGCAUGGCAAGCCAGUGAAGCGAGUUCACUUCAAGCGGGUGGCAGGCGCCGAGUAACUCCUUGGGCCAAUUUCUCAAGUGAUUCUGAUGAGGAUACCGACAAUGAGCAGUGGCAGAGCCCGGAACCGCUGGUGACGUUUUGAACACUUGGUUAAACUAAAAAAAAUAACUAUAACUAUAAGAAAUUUUUGACAAUUUUAUUAUAUAUAGUUAAUGGUCAAAUAUGCGCAGGAGUCCAUUCUUAAUCCGCUGAGCACGCGCUGUGAUUCGGCCGUAGUAAAACCGAUAUUAUUUAUUUAUUGGUCUUUCUCAAUAAACUGUUUACAAUUUCCUCAAAAAGACCGCUGAGCGUCUCCUUUAAUCACUCACUUUUCAGAUUUUCUUGAAUAUUUUACAAGAAUGAAAGAAACAAUAACUGACAAACAAAAAUACAUCUAAUUUGGUGCAGUUGAUUUAUUUUAACUUAUAUAGAUAAUUAAUGUAAUUGGAAAUCUAAGAAAUUUGUGUAAAUAUGUUUUUAAUAUUUUUAAAUGUUAGUUAUUAAGAUUAUCAAAUUUAAAAAAACACCUUUUAACCGGAUUGAAGCUAUGUAUUAUUAUUACAAACUUAUAAUUAUUUAUACACGGUCA